Molecule: messenger RNA, 1027 nt
Organism: Capsicum annuum
Lineage: Eukaryota; Viridiplantae; Streptophyta; Magnoliopsida; Solanales; Solanaceae
Product: 30S ribosomal protein S17
Exons: 2
Coding region: 384-695 (103 amino acids)
Biological process (GO): translation
Cellular component (GO): ribosome
Molecular function (GO): structural constituent of ribosome
Source: RefSeq, a predicted model, not a curated record
AAAUUAGUUGGGUUGCAAAAGCCACUUUUUACUAAUUUUAGGACUCGUUUGGUUGGAGAACACAUAAUCUCGGAAUAACUUAGUCGCCCCUCAAUCUUUCGCCAUAUCCACCCUCAAUGUUUUGUGAUUUUAUCUCAACUAAAUGCGGAGCAAAUUCAUCUUAAAAUUAAUUUCAAAGAUUAGUUAUCUGUUUAUUCCUUCGUACCAACUUUUACCAAACGGGCCCUAAAAGGAAGAGAUAAUAUACACACACCGUCCAUCAUACAAAUUAACGUGUCCAAAAACCCAAACGACGCCGUAAAUUUCUAGGGUUAAGGCCGUAGACGGUGGUGAUUUUUGUGAUUUCUAGGGUUUAGGCCGUGCAAAGACGACGACAGAGGAAAAUGAAGCCCGUAGUAGGAACGGUUGUUUCAAAUAAGAUGCAGAAAUCGGUUGUUGUAGCAGUGGACAGAUUGUUCCACAACAAAGUUUACAAUCGAUAUGUUAAAAGGACAUCCAAAUUCAUGGCGCAUGAUGAAAAAGACGAGUGCAAUAUCGGUGAUCGGGUUAAGUUGGAUCAUUCAAGACCACUAAGCAAGCGUAAGCACUGGGUUGUUGCUGAAAUCUUAAAAAGAGCAAGAAUUUAUGUGCCUCCAGAACGAACAGCCACUGCGACAUUCAACAAGACUGAAGCUCCUUCCCCUAAUGCUAGUUAGAGCUGAAAGAGAAAUAGUUCAACAAGACUCAGAACUUUUUGCUCAUUUCUAAACUUUUUGAUGUUUCUGGUCUGCUUCUGAGAAACAAGUAGUACACAUGUCAACUGCUGUUUCGGGAGAUUGAAUACCGGUGUCUAUUGAUCAAUACACCCGAACAACCAAACUAGGAGUUAGUGAAAGGCUCUAAGGCAAUAAGAACUCAUAAUAUUUACAUGUCCUGCAAUUGCCUUAUGUCUUUUUCCAUUGGAUUGAAUCUAAACUCGCACCACAUUAUGUUUCUGGUUCUGCUUUCAUUAUCAGACAUGAAUGUCAUUUCAUUUUUUUGUUGUGAA